Molecule: messenger RNA, 944 nt
Organism: Astrephomene gubernaculifera
Lineage: Eukaryota; Viridiplantae; Chlorophyta; Chlorophyceae; Chlamydomonadales; Astrephomenaceae
Source: the annotation of a GenBank genome assembly
CCUGGAACAACGCAUCCUGCCCGCCACCUUUAACGCAUGCCGCCGUACACUCAGUGCCGUACCGCCAUUGCCGUACGUAACCGCCAUGCUUGACGCGCUGUUGGUGAUUCUGACGUCGGCGGCGGGUUCGUCCACCGGGGCGGUCGGGGCUUCCGCCAGCUUUGCGGCAGUUACUGACCCAUGGGUCAUGCCUGGGUCGGUGGGGACGGCGGGCGCUUCGGCUGCAUGGGAUAUUAAACUGCCGUACGAGUUGUGGCUUGCCGUAUUCCGUGCUAGCUACCGUCGUAUGGAGGCUGACAUGCCGCAGAAAGCAGCAUUGAUCACAGCUGCCAGCGCCGAUGCAGACGUUAGCCCUGCGGACGCCGUCUUGAGCAACGCCACGGACAGUUCAAUGAAAAGCGCCACAGCUGGCAGUACAAACAAUGAAAAGGGGCAGCUGCAAGCUCCCCCCUCACGACUCAUUCAGCAGCAGCAGCAGUUCCUCUCAAGCCCCGGCCCCACCGAUUACGGCAACAACGCAGUAGCAGGUACGGCAUCAGCGUCUGUGGGGCUGUACAACCCUGGCAACAUGUCGUACGGAAGUGCUGGUAGCAGGGGAGCUAGUGCUGCUGGUGGCGGCGGCGGUGUCGUACAACAGCCGGACGAUACCCCAGUGGGUGCCGUACAGUUGGUCUCACUCGCCUACUCGCUCGCUCGCCACCCUCCGCCCCGGCCUCCGCCCCCUCGCUGGAUGCAGCUGCUGCUGCUGGGUAUCGAGGCGGACGUGGGCAGUCUGGACGCGCGGCGCUGCGCCGACCUGUGUGUGGCCCUGCAGCGGCUGGGCUGGGUGCCGGGGGGCGCGUGGAUGCGGCGGUUCGGACUGCAGGUGGAGCUCAGUCGCGCGCUGACGGAGCGGGCGGAGCACUCGCUGCUGAGUGAGGCGUGGCUGGGGCUGCGCAGGAUGC